GCGACAGGCUCGGCCGCCUCGAUUUCGUUGCGCCGGCCCUGUCCGUAGCCUCGAGGGCGUGACUCGGUUGGGCCGGUUAGGUGCGUCGCUCGAUCGUUGGCGACCCGGAGCCCAGAGGCGUCCCUGCUCGCGUUGUUACGCGCGGCCCUCCGAUUGGCGGCGGCUCGAGGGUGGAGUCACAUGAUCCCGGUAGCCGUCGCCUGAUUGGCGCCGGCUGGAGAGGCGGCAGGCCCGCGACGCGCUUCGAGCGAUUUUUCGAAGCGAGGCGCCACGCCACGGGUCGCGCAGACGUGCUCGCUCGCCGCCGCUCCGAGACACUUCGCUCGCUCGCGAGGCCGAGGCCCCAGUGUGUUUUUACUCGGGGUUGAGUAAACUCCGGCCUGUUGUGUAUCAUAAUACGCGUGCACGCGGAUUUACUGGUUAGCCUGGCAUCGACCACCGAAUCGCACCCUCGCGCCCGUACGCGAGAGCCUUCUUCUUGCACGACCGUCGGGGACUAACUUCUCAGCCGCUCCGGCUCAGAUACCAACCGAGCGUCAACAAAACGACCGACUAACGACCGGAACGAACCGGCCGUCUCCGUCUACCCGACGGAAUCGACGAUCCGUCAUCGAUCGAGCCGAUGGUGACGCGCCUCCUUCGCCCUUCGCUGCGGAGUAAGUGACCGCGAUCGUGCCGUCUUCAUCGAACCUGUGAGACAGUGGUGACAAGUGAUCCACCGGGGGGCCAGUGAGUGAAAAUUUCCGGAAUUCGGGGAGCUUCAGGACUAAGAGUUACAUUUUCGACGGUUGGUCCGAGGCUCUUCGACCGUUGCUCGGAGGAUCCUGAGUCAAAGGAGCCCGAGGGGAGACGGACUACCUAGAAUUUCGUGAACAGUGAUACGUGGCAGGUGUCUGCGGGAUCGCUCCUCAGAAUAUAAACCGCGCUAGAAGGUACAGAAGCGAGGACUACUGGGACUAGUAGUGUCAGGAGCACACCGGAGCUAGGUCACGAAGAUUCGCUCCUUGACCGACGUUACCUUCUCUGACAUAUACAUAUCUUCAACCUCUAAGUAUCUAUUUAUCACCCAUCGAGAACCGACUGCCAAUCUAUCCUACCCAGGAUGUCAAUCGUGAAAUAAUCCCAUCGUCCUCGUCUCUAAAAGAAUCCAAACCAAGUUUCGACGUACUAAACUCUCCCCCUACAUCCACCCAAAUGUCGAUCGUCCAGCCAGGGUGCCUCUGAAUCUUCUUCGCGAACCUCUAACCUUCCGCGACAUCGCCUCUAAUCCUCCCUAAAACCCACCUGCCCCACCUCGAUAAUAUCACAGAUAGUAUCGUAUCCAAAAAUCAAAAUGCACACGUUGUUCAGCGAGCAAAACGCCUACUACAGGCACGCGACGGCCGUACCCGUUGGGAUGGGCACCCCGUCGUACCCAGGGGUCGGUGCCACGCCGGGAUACUAUGAGCAGUAUCGAUACGGAGGGUACGCGACGGCCGCGGGGUACCCGGUGUCCGGGAUAACCCAGCAGCACAUCCACCACCCGGGUAAGGACAUGGUGAAGCCCCCGUAUUCGUACAUAGCCCUGAUCACGAUGGCGAUACAGCACGCGCCCGACAAGAAGAUCACCCUGAACGGUAUCUACCAGUUCAUCAUGGAACGGUUCCCGUAUUACCGCGAGAACAAGCAGGGCUGGCAGAACUCCAUCCGGCACAAUCUUAGUUUGAACGAGUGCUUCGUGAAGGUCCCGCGGGACGACAAGAAGCCGGGAAAGGGAAGCUACUGGUCCCUGGAUCCGGACAGCUACAACAUGUUCGACAACGGCUCGUACCUGCGGCGUCGUAGACGUUUCAAGAAGAAGGACGCGCUGAAGGAGAAAGAGGAGGCGUUGAAGAGACAGGGCUUGGUGCCGGAGAAACGCGGCCAGGACGAUUCCAAGCCCAGCAACAUGGCGAUACAGCCACCGACGGACGCGACGUCCAAGAAACUGGGAACCAUGGACGCCACCCUCUGCAAGCCUAAGAGGGAACCGGUGAACGACCCAGGGAGCCACUGCAUGGCCGUCCAGGCCAAGUACAGUCUUCACAGUCCCAUUCAAGAGCCGAAGACCACGGCCGCGACGACGACGCCGGCCGUCGCCGUGCCCGGCCAGAGCGUUAUACAGACCGCCCUCGGACAUCAGGUUCAUCAAGCUCACCAGGUCCACCAGGACCCCAUCCAGGACGUCUCCAUGGGCCUGGAUCCCACCAGCUUCAGCGUCGACGCUCUGAUGACAACGCGAGAGAACACCGCCGCCCUGAUGUCCAGGGACAACCAACACCACGCGCACCAUCCCCACGGGCUCCAGCACCCGCACCCUCACUCGCACUCGAUCAUGACGAGCAGAGAGACGAUGGGCGCCGGUGUGGUGUCCAGGGACCACUUGUCCGCCGCCUGCACGACCACGACCACCACGACGGCCGCCGUCGCCGCGAUGAUGGCCACCACCGGCUACGGACACGGCGGCGCCGUCUCCAGGAGCAACGGAUCGCCACCCGGGACCAUGUACGCGCCCUACUGCACACCGGCCACCGGUUACAUCAUGGAGCACGCGGAAUACAAUUCCAGGAACCAUAAUAACACCGCCGCACACUCGCAGUGGUACCAGGAGGCCGCCAGCCCCGACGCCGCCGCCAUUUAUCAGGACACACAGUCGCCGAGCUGCCAGCUUUACAGAUCCAGCCCACCCACACCGUUGUCGACGAGCGCGGCGCCGUCGCCACCGCUGUACCACAGAUACUACCAAGACUGCAACACCGUCAACACCAGCGGCAACCUGCCGAUCACGUUGCACAAAUACUGAGAAUACCGAAAUUCAAGGCCUCAUCACCGAGGCCUUGAAGACCACCACGCCGAGCACUACGACCCGAGCCUGGUCUACGUGAAGCAAGAAUGGAUCCCGUCUACGGAGGAGCUCGCCAAAGAAUGGAACUAGACGAGCCUUUCGAUCCCGACGAAAUAAAAGUCCCGAGACUUCGAGGAAUCGUCCGAGGUAUACGACGAAUUACUACGUGGCCAAAUAACGUAUCAGAAAAAGUCGCGCGUAAAGAAAUCCACGAGAUUUAUUUUGUUGGACAGUUCGCCUCGGGAGUAAACCUUUUCAGCUCGUAGAAGCUUCGUCGGUCUCGUGAUCCGCGUGCGAGU
This is a messenger RNA of Hylaeus volcanicus, 3162 nucleotides long. It is a transcript of the gene croc, whose product is annotated as fork head domain-containing protein crocodile-like. NCBI's taxonomy places the organism in Eukaryota, Metazoa, Arthropoda, Insecta, Hymenoptera, Colletidae. The transcript is spliced from 2 exons. The coding region runs from base 1334 to 2821 and encodes 495 amino acids. Gene Ontology annotation, biological process: cell differentiation; anatomical structure morphogenesis; regulation of transcription by RNA polymerase II. The record is from RefSeq and is a predicted model, not a curated record. Gene Ontology annotation, molecular function: DNA-binding transcription factor activity, RNA polymerase II-specific; RNA polymerase II cis-regulatory region sequence-specific DNA binding.